Messenger RNA from Drosophila sulfurigaster albostrigata, 1537 nucleotides. Its product is annotated as transcription initiation factor TFIID subunit 6-like. Gene Ontology annotation, cellular component: transcription factor TFIID complex; SAGA complex; SLIK (SAGA-like) complex. The transcript is spliced from 3 exons. Gene Ontology annotation, molecular function: protein heterodimerization activity; RNA polymerase II general transcription initiation factor activity; transcription coactivator activity. Gene Ontology annotation, biological process: transcription initiation at RNA polymerase II promoter; RNA polymerase II preinitiation complex assembly. Bases 65 to 1510 code for a protein of 481 amino acids. The record is from RefSeq and is a predicted model, not a curated record. NCBI's taxonomy places the organism in Eukaryota, Metazoa, Arthropoda, Insecta, Diptera, Drosophilidae.
AGCCAAUUCAUAGGGAUUAAUCGCGAUUGUUACUCUGUUUCUAAUCUUACAUUAAGCGGAAAACAUGGAAGAAAAGUUAAAAAACUUUUUUGCCCCAUCGGUGUGGAAUGAUUCGUCGAAUGCCAAGAAACACGACCGUGAGUUUCGUAUCAACCGAUGCAUAAAAACCCUAGCCAACAUUUUACGCUACGAGGGACUGCCACCCCUAGAGGAGACGAAAAAGAAUUUCGCUGCCACACUGUCGGAUCAGUCGAUGAAUGCCAUUGCCGAGACCUAUCUGGGUACGACUUUGAAUAAGCGAGCAUUGCAAAUGCUUGGCGAUAUAUUACGCUCGAAUGUGAACAAACUGAUGGUGGAAGCCGUCAAAUAUUGUAGGCACACUCGAGCCACACAACUAACCGUAGAGCACGUGCAACAGGCUCAAAUCGAGAUGGGCUGCAACCUCUAUAUGCUACACAUUGAUUUCGACUGCGAGGAGAUCGAAGAUCGGAAUAUAGUCAAAAUGUGGAUGGAAGAAUGUCUACUGCCAAUGGGAAACCAAGUUGGUCUUUCAAUGCCAAUUAUCAAAUUGCCCAAGCCAAUGUUAUUGAAGUCGGACAGGAAGCGUUUGAACCGCGAGGAGAUCGUAAUGCUGCAGAGCAUCAGUCGUUAUCCUCUAUCGCGGGGUCAACAGAAGUUCUAUGUAGAGACCACUGAGAAACUGGUGGGUGUCUCGGAAGAAGAUCGUCUCGCAGCUCUAAAGAUUAUGAGCCUCGAUCCGGCGGUACACCAUGUGCUGUCCCAAUUGGCCAUCUUUAUUUCCGAGGGUAUUCGGGUUAAUAUCAAGGAAAACAACUUUAUCAUCUUGACGCAUUUGUUGCGCUUGGUCGACGGUUUGAUGCGCAAUCGCUAUAUCAACCUAAAGCCCUAUUUGCAUCUCAUUUUGCCGGGAGUGGUGUCUUGUGUUGUGGCGAAUCAGAUUUCUGCUUUUCCCUCAGUUGAGGAUCAUUGGGCUACAAGGGAGUUUGCCGCCAGUCUCACAAUGAACUUUAUUCUCCACUUUGACAGCGAUGAGCAGUCUAUUGAGAAGAAAGUUCUCAAAAUAUACUUGAAUGGAUUGGAGAAGCCGAUGUCGUCGUUAACAACAAUUUAUGGCUGCAUUGUCGGCAUUAGCAAAUUCGGCAAGUGUGUCUUCUAUAAGUAUGUGACGCCAAGAAUCGCCUUUAUUUCGGAUCGUAUUGAACCCUUUCUGCACGACGAAUCAUUGGAGAAGAGUGACUUGCGUCGAAUGGCUGCCAACCAAAUAAGACUUCGCAUCGCGAUGGAGUGUGCCCCGAUUUUGAAAUAUCAAUUUGCAACUAGGGCUGAUUAUCCUGAGGUUGGUUUCAAUGAACGCUUAUAUUAUGAGGGGAAAUACAAAUAUGUGGGUAAAUCGAUAUAUCAGGCUGUUAUAUUCAGUCGCAUGCAAGAUGAUGUCUGUGAUUUAGUUCGAGCAGAAGUGUUGGAAAAAAACUAUUCUAUUCAGAAUUAAAAAGCCAAAAAAUUAUUCUCAAUAACU